This is a messenger RNA of Plasmodium coatneyi, 1041 nucleotides long. RefSeq lists its product as uncharacterized. The transcript is spliced from 4 exons. The record is from RefSeq and is a predicted model, not a curated record. The coding region runs from base 1 to 1041 and encodes 346 amino acids. NCBI's taxonomy places the organism in Eukaryota, Apicomplexa, Aconoidasida, Haemosporida, Plasmodiidae.
AUGAUGAACCAAUUUUGGGAGGACGAAAAUCUCCUGGAAAAUAUGGAAAAAGAACAAAAGUAUAUACACAUGGAAGAGACAAAUGAGCCACACAUUAACGAUGAAGAAAGUACUACUUCUCAGUUUUCAGACUACUAUGACAGCAAUGCAGACAGUGAAGCAGAUCAUUUGAAUCAGGAUUCCUACACGGUGUGCUCAUUCUACCUGCACAAACCGGUGUAUAUCUUCGAUGAGCAGAGUGAAAUUAACCAAUUGGAGAAGGAAACACAUAAAAAAAGGGACAUAAAAAGUGAUAACUGUUUAUCUGCAGGUGCUGCACAAACUACGGAUGACUUAUUUCUCCCCCUCAAAAAAGACGCUCUUUCAAAGUACAUAAACCAAAGUGACAGGAAACUUAAAAAGGUAUACAACAAAUUGAUAAAAAAAAUGCAGUACCAUAAAAAUGCCAAACAGACAUCCUACGCAAUUUAUGACAAGACAAAUAACUUCCUCCUGUAUGACUAUAAAUGCUCCAUGUAUAAAAAUAUUUGGGGGAAUUUUACAAAAAAAUAUGUAAAAAAAAAAAAAUAUAUAAACAUGAAGAAAGUUUUCAACGGGGAUAAUCUAAUCGUCAAUACAAUCGCCAACGAUAUUUAUCCCUACGAUCAGGAGGUCAGAAAAGUUGUGCAAAUAUAUAAGAGGAAUAAGUUGUUCCUAAAAAAUGCCAAACAGAGACACAUUGCCAGUAAAUAUAGACAUUCCUUUCCCUGGGUGGGAGACAACAUGCUCGUCUGCCCCAACGACGUGGAUCUGUUCAUCAUGGCCGGGUACAGCUCCGUCCUGACGCACCAAAAUACGUCCUACUUAAAAAAUUUUAAUUACCACUCGGCAAAUGCGUUUAUCCCUUUAUACCAGAAAACUCUGCCAAGGAAUUUAGAACACCUCAGCACAAUGAUGUGCCUACUGGUCAAGGCCUUCAGCUCCUACAUGGGAUGCCCAUCCCACGACUUAAUUACGGCUUGCAAGGAAGUGGAAUGUAUAUUCUUUCGCUUUUGUCCGUAG